Molecule: messenger RNA, 2077 nt
Organism: Triticum dicoccoides
Lineage: Eukaryota; Viridiplantae; Streptophyta; Magnoliopsida; Poales; Poaceae
Product: protein SRC2-like
Exons: 1
Coding region: 71-862 (263 amino acids)
Biological process (GO): defense response
Source: RefSeq, a predicted model, not a curated record
AAAAAGUCCCUCCUCCUCCUCCUCCUAGCCCUACAUCCCUCAACCAUCUCGAUUCCCGGCGACGUCGGCCAUGUCAUACCAGACCCUUGAGCUGACGUUGAUCUCGGCGAGCGAUCUUAAGAAGGUGUCAUUCUUCUCUCGCAUGCGCGUCUAUGCCGUUGCCUCCAUCUCCGGGGCCAACUCCUGGAUGCCUACCCAUGGCACCCAAGUCGACCACAACAAUGGCCAAAAUCCCACAUGGAAUGCCAUGCUCCAUUUGCCGAUCCCUGCAUGUGUUGAUACUCGCGGGCUCGCCCUCCAUGUGUUGCUACGCUCGGAGGCGCUCCUCUUCGGCCACCAUGACGUUGGUGAAGUAUUUGUGCCCCUUAAUGAUCUUUUGGCAGGCACAAAUAACACUAAUGACCCAAAGACCAUGAGCUACCAAGUGCGGCGACCCUCGUCUGGCCGUGCCCACGGCGUUCUCUACUUGAGCUACAAGUUCACCGGCAUCAAAGCUGCUUCCGCAAGCGCUACAGAUAACAAACAAGGGCAGUAUGUCAAGUACUCUGGGGGCUCUGAGGUGGCAAUGCCCAAACCCAUGGUGCCCGUCACCGCAUACCCACCACCGCAUGCCACAUUUUCAUACCCACCGGGUGUACCUUACGGUGCACCAAACGCAGUGUAUCCACCACCGUACAUGUAUAAUACUGCUCCAGCACCGGCAACAAUGUAUGGGUAUGCGCCAGCAACGACUAUGGCUGCACCAGCAAGGCAUGCGGGAGGGAUGGGAAUGGCUCAGAGGCCCGUGGUGGCGUGGAGGUGCUGCUUCAAGGUGCAGGUAUGGUCGAUCUGGUCUCCGACGGUCGUGAGAGCGCGCAUCUGAUGCAUGCUUGGCUGCGGGCGGCAGCCAUGGUGGUUGCAGUCUCGGGCGGUGCACCUCCUUUCAUUGUUGGCAUGGUGCUCAGCAGGGCACGGCGGUCCGCUGCGUCCGGUGGCUCAGCUCUUGGUGGCCUUUCAUGGAUCUGGAAGCUGGCUCUUGUGUUUGGUCGUCGAUGCUCUCCGCGAGGUGCGGUUGGCUACGGCGGCAGCUCCUUCGUCGACGGGCUAGUGCGGUGGUGGUGGUUGGUGGGCUUGCCGGUGUCGGUGUCGGUGCGGGAUGAUGUGCGGUCGAGGUGGCGUGGGAGCUUGGAUGAAGACCCUGUCUCGGCUUUGUGCCGUGGCGAGCGAUGGCGGCGGUUGUGGCUGUCGUUGACCUUUCUGGAGGCAUCGCUGCUUUGCUGCCACACCCGUAACGCACGGAUCCGGCCAUCUCGGCCUCUCCAGGGGAAACCCUUGAUCUUAUGAUCGGACAAUGGCGGCGUCUUGGUGUCGUUUUCCCCUCUUGAGGGCUUUGUCUCAGAGCUCAGCAUCGGCAAGCGGGACAGGUGGUUUGCGGCGGUUGUGGGGUCCAGGCUUCUGCGGCAACAAAGACGGUGGGAGCGAUAUCGGCGACGUGGCAAUGGUUGAGGUAGUCGGCUCUUCUCCGGCGUGUCCGCGGGAUGUCCUCGAUUUGUUUGCUGCUAUGAAGUCGAAGCUGUUGCGGUGGGGUCCUGUGGUGUACAAUGACUGGUUGCAGGUGGUCCUUUCGGCAAUAUCCUGUGGCACCAGUCGUGCCUAGUUUUGUCCUUUACUUUCUUCGUCAAAGUCGGAGCUGCGUUGUUUGGUCGCAGGUGGCUGUUUGGCGCGGAUCUUCAUUCAUCUUCACUCGGCCUCUACAAUGUGGUUGAGUCGACGAUCGUCUAUGACGAAGUCGGAGUCGUUUGCUCCGAGUUUAGGGAUGGCGAUGACGUCUCUAGGAGAGGAGUGAUGACGAUAGCGCCUGCGUGCUAUCUUGACGAGACCCUCUUUGGAGUGGUAUGUGGGGGGUAUCUUAUUUGUGCCGCUUAGCGGUUGUGAUGGUUUUUGCCCGGUUCUUCAUAAUUAACUGGGCAACCUGGUUUUUGGUUGGUUUUUUUUAAUUUGGAAGAGCAAAACAGGCAUUUCGUUGGAACUCUGAAGGGAUUCCUGCUUCCAACAUUUGCUCGCUGAUUUGCAGAGCAAUUAGCACAGAACUCCCUGA